CUGCUGCUGCUGUGGGCGGCCGCGGCGGGGCCAGGGACGGGACAGGAAGUACAGACAGAGAAUGUGACAGUGGCUGAGGGUGGGGUGGCAGAGAUCACCUGCCGUCUGCAUCAGUAUGAUGGUUCUAUAGUGGUCAUCCAGAACCCAGCCCGGCAGACCCUCUUUUUCAAUGGCACCCGAGCUCUGAAGGAUGAGCGAUUCCAGUUAGAGGAGUUCUCCCCACGUCGGGUGCGCAUCCGCCUCUCAGACGCCCGUCUGGAGGAUGAAGGGGGCUACUUCUGCCAGCUCUACACGGAGGACACCCACCACCAGAUCGCCACACUCACUGUCCUAGUGGCUCCGGAGAAUCCAGUGGUCGAGGUCCGGGAGCAGGCAGUGGAGGGCGGCGAGGUGGAGCUCAGCUGCCUAGUUCCACGAUCGCGCCCCGCAGCCGUCCUGCGCUGGUAUCGAGAACGCAAGGAGCUGAAAGGAGUGAGCAGCGGCCAGGAGAACGGCAAAGUGUGGAGCGUGGCGAGCACCGUGCGGUUCCGGGUAGACCGCAAGGACGAUGGCGGAAUUGUCAUCUGCGAAGCACAGAACCAGGCGCUGCCCUCCGGGCACAGCAAGCAGACGCAGUACGUGCUGGAUGUGCAGUACUCCCCCACGGCCCGGAUCCACGCUUCGCAAGCAGUGGUGAGGGAAGGAGACACGCUGGUGCUGACAUGCGCGGUCACAGGGAACCCCAGGCCAAACCAGAUCCGCUGGAACCGCGGCAAUGAAUCUCUGCCAGAGAGAGCCGAGGCAGUGGGUGAGACGCUCACGCUGCCUGGCCUGGUAUCUGCAGAUAACGGCACCUACACCUGUGAGGCGUCGAACAAGCACGGCCACGCGAGGGCGCUCUACGUGCUGGUGGUAUACGACCCUGGUGCAGUGGUGGAGGCUCAGACCUCUGUUCCCUACGCCAUCGUGGGCGGCAUCCUGGCACUGCUGGUGUUUCUGAUCAUAUGUGUGCUAGUGGGCAUGGUCUGGUGCUCUGUCCGACAGAAGGGCUCCUAUCUGACGCAUGAAGCCAGUGGUUUGGAUGAGCAGGGGGAAGCAAGAGAAGCCUUCCUCAAUGGCAGCGAGGGACACAAGCGGAAAGAAGAGUUUUUCAUCUGACCCCACCCCCACUGCCAGCUGCAAGGAACCAGCAAAGACAUUGACCAGAGUCUGGGAUGGUGGGCUUCCCCCCCCACCACUAACACCUCAGGCACUUGGGCAGGGAUUGGGGGUGUUGGAAGCCUGGAUCUAACCCAGGGCUAGAAGUGAGGGACCAGAGGAUUAUGUCCCCCAGCAGGGGACAGGGACCAAAGGUCCCUUCUAGACCCCCUCCCCCCCAGUUCAGGGAGGGCAGUAGGGAUUGGGUUAGGGGAGAUAACAGGAAAAAGGCCAGAGCCCCUAGGCUACAGAACCAGGUCCUUUGGGGAGGGGGUCAGAUUUGGGGAAGGGUGGGGUGGGCAGGGAAGGGGAACACAUUUCUUUGGGGGUUCCAGACCCUAAGCCAGCCAUUGUAAGAGUUCCACAGAGCUCUGGGCACCUCUUUGCAAAGCCAUGUUUGCACGGUGGGGGAAGGGGUGGGGGGAGGGCAUGGAAAUGGGGAUUCUGUGUCUGUGUCAAAACUGAUGGGGGCAGUGAGGGAGACAGCCCCAAACUUUACCUUCAGUUCCCCUUCCCCAGGUUCCUGGGCAGCUCCCUUCCCCUCCAUCUCCAACCCCCACAUCUUUCCCAGCCCAUAUUUUUCUGUCCAUCCACUCCUGGGGGGGCCUUCCCCGUCUCUCCUCCAGGCCCCCCAGGGAGGGAGAAAAGGCAUUUGGGGUGGGGAUGUGUGGUCUCUAUGGUUUUAUAUAUAAUAUAUUAAAAAAUCAAAAAUCUGUAUGAAAAUAUCAGAUUGCACCCUCUCCCCCCAUUCCUAAGGCUUUUGCCCCCUUUUCUUGUUUAAAAAAAAACACACAUUUUUGUAUGGGGCGGGGAGGGGAUGGGGAGGGGGUUUGGCAAUCCCACUAACCACCAUUAAACUGAGGAGAGAACAAGC
This is a messenger RNA of Nannospalax galili (Upper Galilee mountains blind mole rat), 2050 nucleotides long. It is a transcript of the gene Cadm4, whose product is annotated as cell adhesion molecule 4. The record is from RefSeq and is a predicted model, not a curated record. Gene Ontology annotation, biological process: negative regulation of peptidyl-tyrosine phosphorylation; regulation of wound healing; regulation of Rac protein signal transduction. Gene Ontology annotation, cellular component: cell-cell contact zone. Gene Ontology annotation, molecular function: vascular endothelial growth factor receptor 2 binding. Lineage: Eukaryota; Metazoa; Chordata; Mammalia; Rodentia; Spalacidae. The annotation marks the transcript as partial. The transcript has 9 exons.